Messenger RNA from Phlebotomus argentipes, 592 nucleotides. RefSeq lists its product as uncharacterized. Lineage: Eukaryota; Metazoa; Arthropoda; Insecta; Diptera; Psychodidae. The transcript has 3 exons. Bases 92 to 487 code for a protein of 131 amino acids. The record is from RefSeq and is a predicted model, not a curated record.
CACUUCAAGCCGCGUCUGUUUCACUACUUCGACACGUCCAGAGAGUUGUUAGUUUGAAGUUCUUCAUUCCCUGAUUAGUGUGCUCGAUAUAAUGAAACUCCUCAUCUUCGCGAUUGUGUUGGCCAAAGUAUUUGUGACUUCAGAGGCAAUAUUUCCUAUACUUUUUGAUGAUUUUUCGGAUUUCUACGGUCAGUAUUUCGACACGAGCUCAUCAGAAGAAUCCGAAGAGCAGAAGCCUAAUGUGAUAAAGAAUGUAGAAGUGGAAUGCUCCAAUUGCAAUGUUAAAAUCAAGUGUAAAAAUUGCACGGUUACACAAGAAGACGAAGCAUCUUCAGCGGCAACUCCCAGCAGUCAGGAGACUUCAACGCCUCCAUCAUCAUCGUCCGUUCCGGCAGUCUCGACAAGCGAAGUGACCCCAGCCGCCCCAGUCUCGUCCUCAGAAGCACCCGCAGCUCCGCCCGAAAGCAGUACAGAAGGUGACGCCUGAGCUUCAGGCAUUGAUAUCAUGACGCAGAGCCAGAGAUCGCACGCGAGAGCGACAAAAGCCCCCCAAUUUAUGGUCCUUGAACAAUAAAUUUUUGGUCUAUUUGCC